CAACGAUUAUUCCUUCUAUACGAAUCAAAUUAUUUCAGAAACGGAAAAGAAAUCAAUUCAUAUAUUCCUUUCUUUAUUUCUUUACAAAGAAGAAGAAGAACAAGGUACUUUUGUCGGCCGGCGCAAAAAACCAGAUCUCUUCUUCUCCCAGAGUAUAACCUCUCUAUAUCAGUUUAUUAGUCACCUUGUUCUGUUCUCACCCAGAAGAAAAAGUUUCGUUUUUUUUGGUUGAAAAUUGAGUGUUGAAAGAGGAAGAAGAAGAAGAUGAUGGAGUAUGAGAAUGGGAAGAAGAGGAAAGUUCGGAACAGACUGCAACUGAAAGCACAGUUCAUGUCUCUAAGGUAUCUAACCAUAUGCCUUUGUUGUUUCUUCGUCUUGCUCUUCUUCUUAUCCUCCGACCGAAUCUCCACACUCUCUGUCCGUUCCGAUUCUCUGAGACCGUCUCUUCGUGUUCCGGCUCUCUCCGUUUUAUCUUCGAUGGAUUCGAUUCACCGUUCGUUUCACGGUAGAUUUCCUCCGUUGAGAGUUGAAGACAGAGUCCAAUUCCCCGACCAUCUUCUGCUGAUUCUCUCGAAUAGAAUCGGGAAAGGUGAGAAAAGCCUAGUCUGUGUUUAUCAUGGAGUAAAGGAAGAGACUUUGGCGUUGCCAUCGAUUUCUACCGACGAAUUCGAUGAGUUUAGAUCGAUUGUUCGGUGCCCUAACGCUCCUUCAAACUAUUCGUCAUCUGUUGAUUUGCAAUUCCAUGGAGAUUUGGUGAAGAAGAAGCAGAAGGAGAGCAAGGUUCAUAAUUGGGCAAAGGUUGGUUAUGAGGCGGUGAUUGACGGCGAUACGGUGGUUGUAUUUGUCAAAGGAUUGACUCGAAGGCCUCACAAGGAAUCAGAUCCUUCUUACUACAAAUGCCAGUUUAAGAUUGGGAACUCGGAGGAGGACGAAGAUGUUGAAGUUUUGGUCACUCAAGCUGUUGCUGCAGCGCAAGAAGUCGUGAGGUGUGUUUUACCUGAGAGUUUGAAGCUAAAUCCAGAGACUUUUCGAGUGAGCGUAAUCCACAUCGAUCCUAGAGGAAGAUCCACGCCUGCUCUGCCUUCCGUUGCGAGAAUCAACGGUCUAGAUUCGAUUGAGAAGAUGAACAAGAAGAGUGGGAUUAAGCAUGAGCUUUGUGUUUGCACAAUGCUAUGGAACCAAGCUCCGUUCUUGCGGGAAUGGAUUAUGUAUCACUCGUGGCUCGGUGUCGAACGAUGGUUUAUAUAUGACAACAACAGCGACGACGAUAUACAAGAAGAGAUAGAUUCGCUCAAUUCAGAGAGCUACAAUGUGAGUCGACAUGUUUGGCCAUGGAUCAAGACUCAAGAAGCCGGGUUUUCGCAUUGUGCGGUUAGAGCCAAAGACGAAUGCAACUGGGUCGGAUUCUUUGACGUCGACGAGUUCUACUACUUCCCUACGCAUCACUCUCAAGGCUUACCGAGCAAGAACGCUUUGAGCUCGCUUGUAUCGAACUACACGUCGUGGGAUCUUGUCGGAGAGAUCAGAACGGAGUGUCAUAGUUACGGUCCGUCCGGUUUAACCUCGGUUCCAUCACAAGGCGUGACGGUAGGGUACACUUGUAGGCAAGCGAAUCCCGAGAGGCAUAAGUCGAUAGUCAGGCCAGAGUUGCUAACGAGCUCGUUGCUCAACGAAGUUCAUCAUUUUCAGCUGAGAGAAGGAGUCGGGCAUAUGAGUUUGGUGGAGAGUGUUGCUGUGGUGAAUCAUUACAAGUACCAAGUUUGGGACACUUUUAAGGCUAAGUUUUACAGAAGAGUGGCUACUUAUGUUGUGGACUGGCAAGAGAAUCAGAACCAAGGGUCUAAAGAUCGAGCUCCGGGGCUAGGGACAGAGGCUAUUGAGCCGCCGGAUUGGAAACGACGGUUCUGUGAAGUGUGGGAUACUGGAUUGAAGGAUUUGGUUUUGUCUAAUUUUGCUGAUCAAGUGACUGGUUAUUUGCCGUGGCAGAGGCAACAACAAGAAUGACUUUUUUUUUUUAGUUGGUUUCUGAUAUAAUUUCAGGUGUAUAUUUGACCAGGUUUACAAACGAAAUCUACACUAUUAUUUCCUUCUAUUCAUAUUAAUUUUUUUUUUUUUUGGGAGUUGGUUUGGGGAGAAGUGAAAUGGUUUUUAAUUUUUGGUUUCUUAGAGUAGCUAAAACAUAUGUAAAUUUUGGUGACACUGCAAAAAAUUAUAUGAAUUUAUGUGUUACCGUGGUUAUUUUUGUAGUGGGGGAAGAUCUAAGAACAAAGGCUGAAGAAAACGUAAAGCAA
Eutrema salsugineum is the source of this 2291-nucleotide messenger RNA. Its product is annotated as glycosyltransferase family 92 protein At1g27200. Bases 265 to 2004 code for a protein of 579 amino acids. Lineage: Eukaryota; Viridiplantae; Streptophyta; Magnoliopsida; Brassicales; Brassicaceae. The record is from RefSeq and is a predicted model, not a curated record. The transcript has a single exon.